Messenger RNA from Desarmillaria tabescens, 1108 nucleotides. Its product is annotated as mitochondrial carrier protein RIM2. Gene Ontology annotation, molecular function: pyrimidine nucleotide transmembrane transporter activity. NCBI's taxonomy places the organism in Eukaryota, Fungi, Basidiomycota, Agaricomycetes, Agaricales, Physalacriaceae. The transcript is spliced from 3 exons. Gene Ontology annotation, biological process: pyrimidine nucleotide import into mitochondrion. Gene Ontology annotation, cellular component: mitochondrion. Bases 62 to 1018 code for a protein of 318 amino acids. The record is from RefSeq and is a predicted model, not a curated record.
ACGAUACACGUGCAUACUAAGAAAAAAAGUUACUAACAGCCGGGGUCGCGUUUAAACUGUCAUGUCACAGGAAGCGUCGUCGAGCAAAUCUGUGCUCCCGGCGCAUUCAUGGCUGCACUUUGUUGCUGGAGGUCUUGGAGGGAUGUGCGGUGCAAUUGUAACGAGCCCAUUCGACGUUGUCAAGACCCGACUACAAUCUGACCUAUUUCGUGUAAACGCGACGGCAAGUGUUGGGACUGGCGGUGGCGUGCUCAUCGCCUCUGCACCCAAACCCGGAGGGUUGCUCUGGAACUUUGUCGAGACGGGACACAUCCUGCGCGACAUCUACCGCACCGAAUCGCCCAAAGCGCUCUUCAAAGGACUCGGUCCCUCACUAGUGGGUAUCAUUCCCGCGCGGUCAAUCAAUUUCUUCACGUACGGCAACGGGAAAGAGGUGAUCGCGCGGACGUUCAACGAGGGGCGGGAGAACUCGUAUGUGCAUCUGUGUGCUGCUGCGAUAGCGGGAGUCGUGACGGGGACGGCGACGAAUCCGAUAUGGGUGGUGAAGACGCGGUUGCAGCUUGUGCAGGGCAAGGGAGGGAGCUGGGAAAUGAUCCGCCAUAUUUUUAGGGACGAGGGGGUGCCGGGAUUUUACAAGGGGCUCAGUGCGAGUUAUCUUGGUGUCACGGAGGGAACGAUUCAGUGGGUGCUUUAUGAACGAUUGAAGAAGAUGAGUGCGAGUACACAGGGCAAGGGUGGUUUGCAGGAAUGGCUGGGUAUGCUGGGCAGUGCAGGAACGGCGAAAUGUGUGGCUAGUCUUAUUACUUAUCCUCAUGAGGUUAUUCGAACACGACUACGACAACCAAAAGUCGACGGACGGGUCAAAUACAGCGGUCUGAUACAAACACUAAAAUUGGUUAUCAAAGAAGAGGGAGCAGCAUCCUUAUACGGUGGACUGAGUGCCCAUUUACUGCGAGUAGUGCCGAAUGCUGCAGUGAUGUACUCGAUAUACGAAGGUAUCCUACGACUCGCCCAGUAAAAUAACAAAAAAGUAGCAGUAGUAGUAGUAGUAUAUUUAUUUCUAGAAUCACUCCUCACGUAAUACACAGCUAUCUGUACCACCACCACC